GAUCUCGUUGUGCGAUAUUUUCAGUCUGAUUUACGGCACCACCGGUGCUACAGAAACGAGUGGAAGGUGGAAGCGAGAUUAGCGCCCCUGGCUAGGUUUUGUGACACCGAUUAAUACAUCUAGCAUAAAAAAAAGACCGUUGCGAUUGUUAAGUUUACAUGUAAUCGCUAGAAGGCGUAGCGUCGACAACAUAUUGCGGCAUUAAGGCGACUUGCUGGGGAAGAUAUCUACUUUUCUCACGGUAUGAUAAGUAGCGUUCGCUAGCGGUAGCAGGCAGUAGUCCCUCCUCAGCGUGUAGCCACUCAAGCUACUUUUGGCAGGUUCUGUCUUCACACUGUCUUACGACUGUCUGAUAAACAUGCCAAUUCAACUGACAAGCCAGGCUUACUGUAAAAUGCUUUUGCAUGCUGCCAAGUAUCCGCACUGCGCCGUGAACGGAUUGCUGGUGGCAGAAAAGACGAAAGAGAGAAAGAGAGACAGCCACAGUGACCCCGUCCUGUGUGUGGACUGUGUGCCGCUGUUUCACGGUACUCUGGCUCUGGCGCCAAUGCUAGAAGUAGCUUUAACACUGAUCGAUACUUGGUGUAGAGAAAAUAAUUAUGUCAUUGCUGGAUAUUAUCAAGCCAAUGAACGAACAAAGGAUUCAAGACCCAACCAAGUAGCAGAGAAAGUGGCUGCCAGGAUUUGUGAGAACUUCAGUGAAGCAGCAAUUGUUAUGGUGGACAGCAGUAGAUUAACAAUUAGCUGUUUUGAGCCCAUUGUGCUUAUCUAUGAUCAUCAUGAAAACAAGUGGAAAAGCAGAGAAGUAACUUCUGAAUCUUUUGAGGACUGGAACGAAGCACAGAAAAUCACAUCUGCUCUGUUAGAGGGCAGGUCCUACGAGAACUUGAUUGACUUUGACAAUCACUUGGAUGAUCUAAGGAACGACUGGACCAACCCAGUGAUCAACAAGUCCGUCCUGGAUCUGUGCUAAGACCCUCAGUCAGGAGUACCUUGGACAAAAACACAAAUAUUGCUGCCAUUUCAGCAUGCGUGAUGCUACUUAUUGUGUAGCACAGGAGUACAAAAAUGCUGAACAGGUCGUCUUUGUUCCAUCAAAAGGCUCCCAUACUGAUGGGAACUCGUGGAGCACUGAUCAGUUUGGCCAAAAUCUCUGAAGGGCAAGCACCAUAUGUGCACUGUUGGUAUGUGUCCACCUUUACAAGGUGAUACUGAAGUGGUGAAGGCAAUUAUGUUUUUGAAUGCAACUUAAAUCCUUUUUUUCCCGCAAUGGUUUGUGUUUACUAAUAGUUGUGUGCAUAAAGUUGAAUUCUAGAGUAUUUGAUCUAUUUUUUCCUCUUAAAUUUUUUUUUUUUGCGACACAGAGAUCAAGUCCUAAAUUAUUUUAAAAAAUUAAGAAGAUGAUUGUUCUACUGAGAUAAGAUAUAAAUAUGCUCUUUGUUAAAACAUUUUUAGUUUGUUUUAAGCCCUGAAACAAAAUUCAAAUGUAGAACUGUAGUCUGAAGAUAUUUGUGGGCAGGUUAAUAAAAAAAGAAUAAAAAAUAAAACUCUAAAAAUAAGAAUUAACAAAAAAUAAGAGAACAUACAAAGACAGGAAGUGUUUUGUCUAAUUGCAUUGUAUGUAACAUGCCAACUGGAGUCCUCCUGUAGAUCCACCAUCAAUGACAGAGGGAUGAUUGACAUCUCAAAAAUUCUUACACUAACAUUUCGAUGAUGCAUGUCUCCCCUUAUCGUCACUGCUGUGCCUCAGGAUGUCAUUCUGGAUGAUAUACAUGUUGCAUAUUGGCUUCUGGAAGAUUUUCUCAGAAAUCUACACUGAACUAGAUCACAGGAGUGUGUAAAUUUUGCUCUAUGUUGGAUUACUUUGUUAAGAAUUAGGUAAUAGUAUUUAUUUGUACUUAAUUGACCACUCUAAAUCCAGCUAUUUAACAAGUAUUGUUAAACAUUUGAAAUACGUAAUGUGAGGAUACAGACGUACCUUUGUAUUUGAGAUUAGAAUUAAUCAUUAAGAGCUAAUUACUUAAAUAAUUGUGAACAUCACAUUUUUUACAGAAACUUUAUGAACUGAAUGUAAAAUUAAACCAAUUUUUGAAAUUA
This is a messenger RNA of Xiphias gladius (swordfish), 2097 nucleotides long. It is a transcript of the gene emc8, whose product is annotated as ER membrane protein complex subunit 8. The coding region runs from base 359 to 973 and encodes 204 amino acids. Gene Ontology annotation, cellular component: EMC complex. The record is from RefSeq and is a predicted model, not a curated record. The transcript has 5 exons. Lineage: Eukaryota; Metazoa; Chordata; Actinopteri; Istiophoriformes; Xiphiidae.